This is a messenger RNA of Melanotaenia boesemani (Boeseman's rainbowfish), 2621 nucleotides long. RefSeq names its product TAM41 mitochondrial translocator assembly and maintenance homolog (gene tamm41). Gene Ontology annotation, biological process: CDP-diacylglycerol biosynthetic process; cardiolipin biosynthetic process. Gene Ontology annotation, molecular function: phosphatidate cytidylyltransferase activity. The record is from RefSeq and is a predicted model, not a curated record. NCBI's taxonomy places the organism in Eukaryota, Metazoa, Chordata, Actinopteri, Atheriniformes, Melanotaeniidae. Bases 255 to 1286 code for a protein of 343 amino acids. The transcript is spliced from 8 exons. Gene Ontology annotation, cellular component: mitochondrion.
GUGACGCAUAAUUUAGGCGACAUGAAAGAACUGACCCGGCUAACAUGACCUGAUUGAGUUUGUGUGUAAAACAAAUAAUUUUAGUAAUGUACAGUUGUCGUAGUUGUGCGCGGUGUUUAUGAAACCAUUUGUCUGCGAUGUAUCUUUUACUUUAUCUGACCUCUACUUUGUUUUUCACUUUAUUUAGUCGAUUAUCGUGCUGUCAAACUAGCUUGUGUUGUUGCUGAACAGGUGUAGUUGCUUGUUUGAAAAAAAUGACUCUUCCAGCUUUACACAGUACCAGCGUGCUCUACAGAAGAAUACUGUCACAGUUUCCGCAGGACAUCAGUUUAGCUUUUGCCUACGGAUCUGGUGUUUUUAAACAGCAUGGGACCAACCAAGGUCAAAUGGAGAAGAACAUGUUGGACUUUGUGUUUGCCGUGGACGACCCUGUGACAUGGCACACCAUGAAUCUACUGCAGAAUCGCAAACACUACUCCAUCCUGAAGCUGCUGGGUCCGAGGAUGAUCAGCUCAAUACAAAAUGACCACGGGGCCUCAAUAUACUAUAACACACUGGUACCGGUGGAUGAAAGGAUAAUCAAAUACGGUGUGAUUAGUACCGAUUCCUUAAUUGAUGACCUGAUGCACUGGAAGACCAUGUAUGUUGCUGGACGCCUUCACAAACCAGUGAAACUGCUGGUGCAGGGGGAGAAUGGAAAACUCCGUGCUGCUCUGGUGGCUAAUCUCAAAAGUGCUGUAACAGCCUCUUUCCUCAUGCUGCCAGAGAGCUUCACAGAGGAGGACCUUUUCCUGCAGAUCGCUGGUCUUUCUUAUGCUGGGGAUUUUAGGAUGGUGAUUGGAGAAGACAAAUCCAAGGUGGCCAAUCUUGUUAAAGACAACAUUCAGCACUUCAGGUUUCUGUACAGCAAUAUCCUACAGGACUGCCCACAAGUGGUCUACAAACCUCAACAAGGAAAACUUGAGGUUGACAAAAGCCCUGAAGGCCAGUUUAUCCAACUGAUGGGGUUACCCCGAACUCUUCAGCAAAGGAUCACAAAGCUUGUCGAUCCUCCAGGGAAAAACCGGGAUGUGGAGGAGAUUCUGCUACAGGUGGCUCAGGACCCCGACUGUGGAGCUGUUGUGCAACACGGUAUUUCAUCGAUUGUGAAAUCCUCCAGUAUAACGCAGAGUAUAAAAGGCAUUGCUACAGCUGGCUUAUGGAAGACGGUGUCCUAUAGCUCCAAAAAACUGAUGAAGAUGUGGAAAGGCUGGAGGAGGAAGCCAGCUGUCUCACAGAUGUCCUGAUUCUGUCUGUUUACUUGGAAGCUGUCCAUCCUUAUUAUUUUUAGUUUGACAAUCUGUGAUCCGUCUCUUUCUUUUUUUUCUUUUUUAUGAAUAACCCCACAAAACUGUGACCAGUGCAGCUGUGUCCUCACUACUGGUUUAUCGUUUUCUGGACUCUAUGAAUAUCUGACAGUAUGUGAAUAGUUUAAAAUUCUCUUCAUCUGCCAUUUUCAUGUAACUCAUAAUAGGUGCAGAAUAAAAGAUGACAUUUCCAAAGUGAGACUGAAUUGUGGCUGGCAUUUAGUCUUCCUGCAGAUUGGACCUUUCUGGUUGAGGACUGGAGUGACUUCUAAGUGAGCCAGUAAAUGGCACAAAAUCUAUGUGGACAUUUCUUGAAACAUUUACCUCUGGUUUAAUGGAAAAUGAGUUGGCUUCAUGUCUUAAAUUUGUGUACCUUUUACCUAAAUCAGUGGUUGCCAUCAGUGUUUCAUAUGCAACAUUGCUGUUGCUUCACAUUUGACAUUUCCCUUCUCUGCCCUCUAUUUUGCACAGUAAGAGCAUCUUUGUACUGUAUGUUGUUUGAUUUAAGACCUGCAUCCACUUGUUUAGAGUGAAUGUGUCCCCAAAUAAUGCUUCAAUCAGCUGUUUGUGUUAUUGUAAAUGUACUUUGAAUUCCAUAAAACACAACCAAUGUUACCUCCAUGUGAAACAGCAGCACAUCAUCUUCUUACACACACUUGUUAAUCUAGUGAAGAUGAUUGUGUACAUGUGCAAAUCAAAUUUCUACAGCCUCUUUGAAGUUAGGGCCUUCCAUAUGCCCUGUAAACUUGGCUGCCUCACUUGUGGGGACCACUGACCUAGAUGGUGAUGAUGAUGAUGGUUGACAUAUUUCUUUACAUUAAUAAUCACAAAUGAAGCUUAGUCCUCUUAAACUAGUUCUUACUGGAAAGCCAUGUUUUGACGCAGUCUAAACACAAAGUAUUAUUGUUUUGGAGCCAUAGGACAGUUAAAACAAGAGCACACUCACAUUUCUUAUUCACUUUAACAAAGAUCAUUUGUACUUAUAUUCCUAUUUUAUUUACGCUUUGGUGGGAGAAAGCAUUUACGGUACUGGUUAAUCACAGUUGUGUAUUCUGACUUAGUUACAACAACAAAGGAUUUAAUAAACUUUAUAACAACAAUAAUUCUCUGCGACUGGGUGUUUUUAACAUUUAACGUAGUUCCUUAAAAAUAGAAAAUCCUACGUGAGUUAAUACGUUUAGGAAGUCAUUAAAGCAAAGUUUUGGACGUUAGAUCUUAACAUACAUUGUAAAGAUUUUCUAAAAUCUCAUUUUAUUUAUAAAGCACUUUCAGCAC